Molecule: messenger RNA, 1390 nt
Organism: Budorcas taxicolor (takin)
Lineage: Eukaryota; Metazoa; Chordata; Mammalia; Artiodactyla; Bovidae
Gene: ADRB3
Product: adrenoceptor beta 3
Exons: 2
Coding region: 19-1311 (430 amino acids)
Biological process (GO): adenylate cyclase-activating adrenergic receptor signaling pathway; norepinephrine-epinephrine-mediated vasodilation involved in regulation of systemic arterial blood pressure
Cellular component (GO): membrane
Molecular function (GO): epinephrine binding; beta3-adrenergic receptor activity; norepinephrine binding
Source: RefSeq, a predicted model, not a curated record
AAUCGCUCCCACGCCCCGAUGCCCCCGCCGCUGAGCAGGGUGAGCUGGGAGACCCUUUCCCUCAUUCCUUCCCGCCCCACGCGCGACGCGGGGAUGGCUCCGUGGCCUCCCGGGAACAGCUCUCUGACCCCGUGGCCAGAUAUCCCCACCCUGGCACCCAACACUGCCAACGCGAGUGGGCUGCCAGGGGUGCCCUGGGCGGUGGCGCUGGCGGGGGCGCUGUUGGCGCUAGCGGUGCUGGCCACCGUGGGAGGCAACCUGCUGGUAAUCGUGGCCAUCGCCCGGACGCCGAGACUCCAGACCAUGACCAACGUGUUCGUGACUUCGCUGGCCACAGCCGACCUCGUGGUGGGGCUUCUGGUCGUGCCCCCGGGGGCCACGUUGGCGCUGACCGGCCACUGGCCCCUGGGCGUCACCGGUUGCGAGCUGUGGACCUCGGUGGACGUGCUGUGUGUGACCGCCAGCAUCGAAACCCUGUGCGCCCUGGCGGUGGACCGCUACCUGGCCGUGACCAACCCACUGCGCUACGGCGCACUGGUCACCAAACGCCGCGCCCGAGCAGCCGUGGUGCUGGUGUGGGUCGUGUCAGCCGCGGUGUCGUUUGCGCCCAUCAUGAGCAAAUGGUGGCGCGUUGGGGCAGAUGCCGAGGCGCAGCGUUGCCACUCCAACCCGCGCUGCUGCACCUUCGCCUCCAACAUGCCCUACGCGCUGCUCUCCUCCUCGGUCUCCUUCUAUCUUCCGCUUCUGGUGAUGCUCUUCGUCUACGCACGAGUUUUCGUGGUGGCUACGCGCCAGCUGCGCUUGCUGCGCCGGGAGCUGGGUCGCUUCCCGCCAGAGGAGUCUCCGCCGGCUCCUUCUCGCUCCGGCUCCCCUGGCCCGGCGGGGCCGUACGCCUCGCCUGCUGGGGUGCCCUCCUACGGCCGGCGGCCGGCGCGCCUUCUGCCUCUGCGGGAACACCGCGCCCUGCGCACCUUGGGGCUCAUCAUGGGAACCUUCACUCUCUGCUGGUUGCCUUUCUUUGUGGUCAACGUGGUGCGCGCCCUCGGGGGCCCCUCUCUGGUGUCCGGCCCCACUUUCCUCGCCCUUAACUGGCUGGGCUAUGCCAACUCUGCCUUCAACCCGCUCAUCUACUGCCGCAGCCCGGACUUUCGGAGCGCCUUCCGCCGCCUGCUGUGUCGUUGCCGGCCGGAGGAGCACCUCGCCGCUGCCUCCCCGCCCCGAGCCCCCUCCGGAGCCCCCACGGUCCUGACCAGCCCCGCUGGCCCCAGGCAGCCCUCACCGCUCGACGGGGCUUCCUGCGGACUUUCUUAGGCCUUGAAGAAACAGCUCCAUUGAUCCGGAACCUUUGGAAAGCCUCUGGCCGGCAUCGGUUCAGAAUGAGCCCCGUGGA